Molecule: messenger RNA, 5052 nt
Organism: Pogoniulus pusillus (Red-fronted tinkerbird)
Lineage: Eukaryota; Metazoa; Chordata; Aves; Piciformes; Lybiidae
Gene: DPYSL2
Product: dihydropyrimidinase like 2
Exons: 14
Coding region: 221-2251 (676 amino acids)
Cellular component (GO): cytoplasm
Molecular function (GO): hydrolase activity, acting on carbon-nitrogen (but not peptide) bonds
Source: RefSeq, a predicted model, not a curated record
CAAUCCACAGGCUGGAUUGUACCGAUGGGGGCAGGGGAGCCGCCAGGCACAGCCCUUCCCAGCUGAUGUGGCCGUAAUCUCUAGGACCCAGAGCGAUCUCCCUGGGUGUCUUUUUUUCCCUUUCCUCUCCUUCUUUUUUUCCGUGUGUGUGUUUGUGUGAAGGACCCUCCUGGUUACCGCUGGUUACUAUUUUGCCUUAGCAGGGAGACCAACCCAAGCCAUGGCUGAGAAGAAGCAAUCUGGCCGGCAAGGUGAGGAUGAAGAAGUGCCAGCCUUCUUCAAGAACCUGGGCUCAGGCAGCCCGAAGCCCCGGCAGAAAUUCUGUGGCAUGUUCUGCCCAGUGGAAGGCUCCCUGGAGAACAAGACCAUUGACUUCGACUCCCUCUCGGUGGGCCGUGGAUCAAACAAAGUGGUGGCAAAGCAGAAGGACGUUGCCCACCUGGGUCCGGAUGCUCAGUCCCUCUACUCCAGGCAGAGCGGGAAAGGAGGGGAACCAUCUGUUGAUUUCGGGAGAAAGGUGGAGAUCAGGAGUGCCACUGGGAAGGAGGCGCUGCAGAACCUGAAUGACAAGAGUGAUCGUCUGCUGAUCAAAGGUGGUAAAAUAGUUAAUGACGACCAGUCUUUCUAUGCAGACAUCUACAUGGAAGAUGGGUUGAUAAAGCAAAUAGGAGAGAACCUGAUUGUGCCAGGGGGAGUGAAGACUAUCGAAGCCCACGGCAGGAUGGUGAUUCCCGGGGGGAUCGACGUUCACACCCGCUUCCAGAUGCCAGAGCAGGGCAUGACCUCUGCUGAUGACUUCUUCCAAGGGACCAAGGCUGCUCUGGCUGGGGGCACCACCAUGAUCAUUGAUCACGUUGUUCCUGAGCCAGGCACCAGUUUGCUGACUGCCUUUGACCAGUGGAGAGAAUGGGCAGACAGCAAAUCCUGCUGUGACUACUCUCUGCAUGUGGAUAUCACUGAGUGGCAUAAAGGUGUCCAGGAGGAGAUGGAAGCUCUGGUUAAAGAUCAUGGUGUGAACUCCUUCUUGGUUUACAUGGCUUUCAAAGAUCGAUUCCAGCUAACUGACUCUCAGAUCUACGAAGUGCUGAGUGUAAUCCGGGACAUUGGAGCCACAGCUCAAGUGCAUGCUGAGAACGGUGACAUCAUUGCUGAGGAGCAGCAAAGGAUCCUGGAACUGGGGAUCACAGGCCCUGAAGGGCAUGUGUUGAGCAGACCUGAAGAGGUGGAGGCAGAGGCUGUGAACCGUGCAAUCACCAUCGCCAACCAGACCAACUGCCCCCUUUAUAUCACCAAGGUGAUGAGCAAAAGUGCUGCUGAUGUUAUUGCUCAGGCCAGGAAAAAGGGCACUGUGGUGUAUGGAGAGCCCAUCACAGCCAGCUUGGGUACCGAUGGCUCUCAUUACUGGAGCAAGAACUGGGCUAAGGCAGCUGCUUUUGUGACUUCCCCACCACUGAGUCCUGACCCAACCACUCCUGAUUUUCUCAACUCACUACUGUCCUGUGGAGACCUCCAAGUUACUGGCAGUGCCCACUGCACCUUCAACACUGCUCAGAAAGCUGUUGGGAAGGACAACUUCACCCUGAUCCCUGAAGGAACCAAUGGGACUGAAGAGAGGAUGUCCAUCAUCUGGGACAAGGCUGUGGUGACUGGCAAGAUGGAUGAAAACCAAUUUGUUGCUGUGACCAGCACCAAUGCAGCUAAAAUCUUCAACCUGUACCCGCGGAAGGGCCGCAUCGCGGUGGGCUCUGAUGCUGAUUUGGUCAUCUGGGAUCCUGACAGCGUCAAGACAAUCUCUGCCAAGACUCAUAACAUAUCUCUGGAGUACAACAUCUUUGAAGGCAUGGAGUGCCGUGGCUCUCCUCUGGUGGUUAUCAGCCAGGGGAAGAUCGUGCUGGAGGAUGGGAACCUGCACAUCACGGAGGGCUCCGGGCGCUACAUCCCCAGGAAGCCCUUCCCUGACUUCGUCUACAAACGCAUCAAAGCCAGGAGCAGGCUGGCUGAGCUGCGGGGUGUGCCCCGAGGCCUCUACGAUGGACCUGUCUGCGAGGUGUCGGUGACGCCCAAGACUGUCACACCAGCAUCUUCAGCUAAGACAUCUCCUGCCAAACAGCAGGCCCCACCUGUGAGGAACCUGCAUCAGUCUGGAUUCAGCUUGUCUGGGGCACAGAUCGAUGACAACAUCCCACGCCGCACAACCCAGCGCAUCGUGGCGCCGCCCGGGGGCCGUGCCAACAUCACCACCUUGGGCUAAGCACCGACCCCUUCUCGGACUGGGGGAUGGGGGCACCCGGAGACCCCUUCUGAUUCUUUUAGAGCCUGUGACGGUUACUGCUGGCAACCAGUGAGUGGGGGGAGGGCUGAAGUAAGGCUCUCAGUCCCCUCAGCUUCCCUCUUCAUCUUCAUCAGCCCUUCUCACUUCUCCCCUCAAGCCCCUCCACAUUGAAAGAAACAAACCCUCUUUUGACACCUCUGACAUGCAAAAAGUACCUGUAAGGAGGAUGUUUGAGAGCUGUGGCCUCUGUCCCAUCCAGCAUCUGUCUUCUAAUAAAGGAAGGAUAAAGUGAAUUUCCUGGGAGCUGCCUUUAAGACACACACAACACAAAGGAAGAGAUGAUAAGAAAUGUUCCAAAAUAGCUUGGUUUGGUUUGGUUUGCUUUCAUUCAUGGCACAGAGCAGAGUAGUUCAAGGGUCUCAAGCUUGGGUAUUCUGUAGGGUUCUGUGUUCCAGCAGGAUAGGUAGGAGAGCACAGAGGGACAUCAAUCCCAGCCUCUCCAUUCCCCAGCACCACCUUUGAGGUCACUGACCUGCUGCCAGGGACAGCAGCAGGACCCAGUAGUAGGAACCAACCAAGCACUUGGCCAGGUGAGCUGGAAUCCUUGGAGACUUUGUUCCUGUUGCUUUGGGGGUUUUCAUUUAGUUGUUUUUUUUUUCCUUUUAGUUUUGCUGCAGAUCAGGAAAGUUCUGCUGUUGGUUUUGUCUCUGGGGUUGUUUAACGUUUGUGUUUUUACUAAGUUUGUAGCAUGGAAUUUACGAAGCCUUAGCUGGGAACUGGAGAUUUCCCUUUUCUUCCCAGUUCUUCCUAAACCUCGUUCCAGUCACAGACUCCCACCAGUGGCACUGCCACAGCCACUGUGGGAUUUCAGCUUGUUUCUAGGUUGCAUCGUUCCAGUCAACACUUCCCACUUUGAGCUGCAAUAGGAGGUCGCAGAGCAGGGUCAUAAGCUAUGAUCUUCACUUCAGUGUGCCAUAGGUCUUGAGCUGGUGCAAAUCAAGGGGCUGGGUGUCAGCUGAGGAGCUGGAAUGGUGUCCUAGCAGUUGGUUUGUCUUUUAUUCCUAGAGGUGGUCAUCCAUAACCAGGGGGCCACAGGCAAAGAGCAGCUCCUUGCUUGCAAGAUGUCUGUAGCAGCCACGUUUCCCCCUUCCUGACCUGCUUAGUUACAACAGUUUUAGUCUCCCCAGAAGGCUGGCCAGUUGAGUGUGUGCCCAGGCACCUGUGGCAAUUCCAGUUCCAGCCCAUAUACCCAGCUGUUGUAAACUGGGAGCCUCAGAGCAGCUCCACCACGGUUCAACAGCAGCUGAGAAUCUCUCCUGCCUGGUGCAAAUGUCACAGUUGCACAUUUCUUCAUGCACAAGCCCUGGUGCAAAUAUCCAGGAGAAAGCCUGGUGGUUCCCCAUCCUUCCUCAGACACCUGCUGCCCCACAUUUGAGACCAGAGCCCCUGGGUGGUCCUUACAUGAGUUUGGAAUCCUCUGUGGCAGUCAGCAGGGCCUGGGUGCUUAUCUAUGCUCUGUCUUUUAGCCCUGGUGUUGGAGGUUUAUUGUUUUCAGGACACAGAGAAUAAAUCUGCACCAUUAGGUUCCAACUCAGCUAGAGAGCUGGGUGGCCCCCAGGGCUUGGCCUGUCUCUUAGCACUUUUCAACCCACACUUAGCAUUACCUCUGCUGUCUGUGUGCCCUGGCACCUGGCUGCAGCUCCUGCUUUCUGCUCUCUUUAUGCUUCGCCUCCUCCCUUGACCUUGUUUUUUGCACACCUGGAUUCUCUUGGUGUUUACAGGUUCUUUUCGGGGGGGGAACCUACAUAUGUAUGUGAAGGCUUUUAAGAAGCACAUACAACAUUUGGUUUUAGGAGGUCAUCAGUGCUGGGAUUUGCAAAGGAUCUGGAAGGUCCUUAGUAACCCAAAGCCUCCCAGCUUCAGCACCUGAUGCCUUUGGCCCCAUUGGAACGCAAAAUCCCACUCAACCCUCUCGGAUCUUUUCGUUUUGCCUAAGAGUUUUGCACUUUAAGUAAUCUUAAUUAUCUAUUGCAGCUCUUUCCUUUUGCUUUGGGGGUUGGUUUUGUUUGGUUUUUUUCCCCACCUGUGUGUUUAAAAUCAAUUUGAGCAAGUCGGGGAGGAAGAAAAGUCUCAGUUCCCUGAAACACUUCGCAGCUCUUCAGCAUUCACUGAAGUUCUUCCUUUUGAUUUCAUGGUUUUGUUGUUUUCUUUGUCCUUCACUGACUCACGAAGAUCUUUUCCACUUGUUCUUCAAAAGGAAGAAGAAUAACUCACACACACACACACACCCCUAAAACCAACAAAGAAGAGAUCUUUUGCAGGCUGUGUAAGCAUGUUUUCUUUUCCCCCUGUGAGAGCUCGUCGGCUUUGUGUCUGUUCUGAUGAAUGUCUCAUGUAAAUGCUUAAAAGGAGAGAAAAAAAAGAAAACCACAUAAAAAAGGACAAAAAAAAAAAAAAAAAGACUUAAUGAAUUAAUUAACCGCAGUGACUUGAAGCUCUAAAAAGAAAAAGAAAAGUAGGAUUUAAUACUAGCUGGAUUUUAACCCUUGGAUUUGUGAUUGUGAACCAUGAGUGGAGGAGCUGUAAGUGCUAUAAAGCUGAUCGUGUGCGUAGACAAAAGGGGAGUGCUGAUACUUGAGCGUUGUCGCAAUGGCAAACACCUCCCACCCCUCCACCCACCCCACCCACCUCCCCCCCCCCAAGUCUUGUGUUUUAUUCCUUAAGGACUCUGUGUUAUAUUACCUGGGAACUCCUAAUAAAGACAAAACCUUGUUGUUUGA